AUGUCAGGACGUGGUAAAGGAGGAAAAGGUUUGGGAAAGGGCGGUGCUAAGCGCCAUCGUAAGGUAUUGCGUGAUAACAUUCAAGGUGUUACCAAACCAGCCAUAAGAAGGUUGGCACGCAGAGGUGGUGUUAAGCGUAUAUCUGGUUUGAUAUACGAGGAGGUUAGAGGUGUACUUAAGGUUUUCCUUGAGAACGUUGUCAAGGAUUCCGUCACCUACACUGAGCACGCUCGUAGGAAAACAGUCACUGCCAUGGAUGUCGUCUAUUCACUUAAGAGACAAGGCAGAACCCUUUACGGUUUUGGUGAUUCAAAUUAUUUUGUAAGGAAUUUCAAAAGUCUCAAGAAUUUUUUUUCUAAUCGCAAUUCACAUGACAGUAACUACAAUUUGUACAAUAGUAUUGCCAAUAAUGGCACACUUCAAACAAGUACAGAGUUAAAAUAUGAAGACUCUCAUGAGUUAAGGGGAAAACAUCUUAUUAUUGUCUGUAACUGGAAGUGUUAUUUGAACAAUGAAUUGGCUAACAAGUUUAUCCGUUUGUACGGAAAGCUUAAGUUUCCUAGGAAUAUAGAGAUUAUAACUUGCCCAGCUUCGAUACACCUGAACUCUAUGGUCGCACACUACCGUGAAAUUAACAGCAGUUGUGUGCCCUGUAGUCAGAAUGUUAGCGACCGUUCUAAAAGUUUCGGCCCAUAUACUGGCGAAAUAACAGCCGGGAUGUUGAAAGAUCUUGGAGUAAACUGGACAAUUGUUGGACACAGAGAAUCCGAAAUUAGUGAAAACACCACUAGUAAAAACACAAAAAUCGUGAACAAGAAGGUCAUAAACGCCUUCAACGCAGGAUUAAAUGUUAUCCUUUGCAUAGGUUCGAAUUUUAAAAUUCCUCAAAUUCACACAGGUGAACCAGAGAACUUCAACUCUAACAUACCGAAACAUUUAUCGCAGGAACUGCAGGAAUGUCUGAACGGCUUGGACUUGAACGGAGGGCAGAGACUAGUAGUGGCGUACGAGCCUCAAUGUUCAGUGGGAACGGAGAAGCCGGCAGACCCCGAACUAGUGAGUAAAGUAAUAGAAGAAUUACGAGCCUCAAUGGGAGAAAGAGGAAGGAUGAUCAAAUUCAUAUACGGAGGGUCAAUAGACGGAAAAAAUGCAGUAUCGUACCUGAAAAGAAAGGGAAUUGACGGGAUCAUGGUUGGAAGGGCUGCACAGGAGGAAAGUUUCAUGAAUCUGCUAGAAAAUAUAAUAAAGAUGAGUAGGGAUUACUAA
This is a messenger RNA of Theileria orientalis strain Shintoku, 1266 nucleotides long. Its product is annotated as histone H4. Gene Ontology annotation, biological process: nucleosome assembly. Gene Ontology annotation, cellular component: nucleosome. The transcript is spliced from 6 exons. The record is from RefSeq and is a predicted model, not a curated record. Lineage: Eukaryota; Apicomplexa; Aconoidasida; Piroplasmida; Theileriidae. The coding region runs from base 1 to 1266 and encodes 421 amino acids. Gene Ontology annotation, molecular function: DNA binding; triose-phosphate isomerase activity; protein heterodimerization activity.